CGCCGUAGACCUGCAAAUACAUGCAUUGGCUCACUGCUCACGCUUAUUCGAAGGCAAAUCGUCUGCGAAUACACACGCGUGCCGUGUCGCUGUCUACCGCCAGUUCCAUAGAGCCUAACGUUCUCAAGUUACGUGAUAAGAAUUGAUGUUAGUGUUUUCGUGUGGCCAUAAAUUACAAACAAGACCAUGUGUGGUUAGAACGUGCAAACUCGUAUUAAUGGUAAUGUUUCCAAAUUAAGCGACCGUAGUUGCGGAGCGGUAAAUGUGUUCAUUAAACGUAUUUAGUUAGAGUUUGACGAUAGUGAUGCCUGGACACACUGGAAGCCCGUACUGGGCGGCAGUGGACUUCGACAGUGAAGGUGAUGAUAAUCAAUCGCCACAAUCACAUCGCCGACUGUACCUCGACCCUUGGGAUCUAAUGAAUUCUUUUGCCGGCGAACCUGUAAGCGCCAGCUUUUAUUAUGUACCCACCAAGAACUACGAUUCUGGGGAAGAUUUCCCGGCGCCAAUGAAAAGAAUAGUUCCACCCGAAGAUAUAUCGGUACACCCUAUGUAUGGACGAAAGUCUUCCAAGAUAGCUAUGCCGGAAUACCCCGAUAUGCCGAUUUACAAUACCAGACCUAUACCGGAUCGUAGACGUUCAAUGUACAUAGAAGAGCCUUUGUAUGCUCCUCACCCAAUGGUAUACGAAACACCGUACGCAUACGCUCCACCUCCGGAUUAUAUGACGCAUAGACCCCGCAUGUCAUUAAAUCACCAUCCGGACUACAUAAUGGCGAACCUCUACAACAAGCAUAGAAGAACAUCCAGGAUGGCAGAGGCAUACGAGCAAUGCGUUUACGAAAGUUUGUCGCCGGAGUACGAAGAUUGGGCGCGGCCGUUUCCUAAAACGGCGCCCGACAACUUCCAUCUUUCGAGGUACGGUCAUUUGCAGAUCGACUAUUCCUGCAGCUGGAAUUCACUCGAUAGACUUAUUCGUAACCAUUGAAGAUCAACAUUUUACAACUGUUUAACAGAGAGAGUAGGCUGUGGUAUACAUUCCAUAAAAGUCGAAGAUACCAGAUUGGUAAUAAGAAAAAGAAAUUUUAGUUUUAUAAAAUCGUUAUUGUAGGCAUCAAUAACUAAAAUUAAAUUAUAAAGAGUUUUAAAAUAUAUUUUAUUUUUAACAACUUGCACAAACAAAGAUGGCUGCCACCACAGACUAUGUCAACACUUUCGUUAGCGACGCUUUGGAGGGAAAAUGCAAUAACGAUGUCGCCGGCAAGGCAAAGUGAAGACACGUGUCCAAUGUAUACAUAGAAAUAGUACGUGCCUAUUCACUAUGUUGUGUAAUAUGUUGGAUAACAAAAGCAUGUGUUGUGUAGUCUAUAACGGUUUAAUAUUAAAAAGAGUAAAUCGUCACAUCAACAAACGAUGGUCGAGAAAUAAAAUGCUUCAUGGAGUUGAUUUUAUCAAUAAAUGACAAAUUGUUGAAAUAUCAUCGACGAUUUCUUAAUAUUAUUAACAUCAAAAACAUUAACAGAAAAUAAGGUAGAAACUGUCCUAUGUUUGUUAUGCAAAAGUCUAGUUUUUAGUACUGUAUUGAAAAUUUUAGAACGAGUAUUUUUUUGAAUGUACCAGAUGUGACUUUGGAUUUUUUUAAAAACCAAAAGAUACUUUUACUUAAGUUGACUUAUAUGAAGCAGUUUUAUCAUCUAUUUUAGCUUAUAUUUUUUAGUUAUUAAGCGUAUUCACUAAUAAUUAUAUAAAAAAAAUGUU
This is a messenger RNA of Papilio polytes (common Mormon), 1758 nucleotides long. RefSeq lists its product as uncharacterized. The record is from RefSeq and is a predicted model, not a curated record. The transcript has 4 exons. Bases 305 to 988 code for a protein of 227 amino acids. NCBI's taxonomy places the organism in Eukaryota, Metazoa, Arthropoda, Insecta, Lepidoptera, Papilionidae.